Molecule: messenger RNA, 2041 nt
Organism: Schistocerca gregaria
Lineage: Eukaryota; Metazoa; Arthropoda; Insecta; Orthoptera; Acrididae
Product: leucine-rich repeat and WD repeat-containing protein 1-like
Exons: 6
Coding region: 738-2000 (420 amino acids)
Biological process (GO): establishment of protein localization to chromatin; chromatin organization
Cellular component (GO): nuclear origin of replication recognition complex
Molecular function (GO): protein binding; chromatin binding
Source: RefSeq, a predicted model, not a curated record
GAGUACAGCUGCAAUUGCUUCACGAUAACUGCGGCAGUGCUUGUUUCGAAACACUGCCACCAGCGAGCAGUUGUGGAAGUAAAGUGGCGCAAUGAUGUAAAUUAAAGUUCCGUCUCUUACGUUGUGUCAGUAAGAACUGAGAGUUCACAUAUGCUACUGCAGGCUGCCACUAGACGUUGCGACAUAAUUGGUCCGUAUGUGAAAUCAACUGUUGACAUAAAGCUCCCAAAAUCGGAAUUCGUAAACAUAUUCCACAGUAUCGUUUCUGGUUGGUCCAAAAUCGAUUCUGAAAAUUCAUUUCUAGCUGCCAGUUUUCCACUUCCACACUCGAUUUUAGCUCCCAAGUAUAAACGUACUUGGAUUUGGUAGGCUACAUCUUGUUGCCAAAAUAUUUGACUAAUACGAGCGAGGCGAAGGAGAACCUGAAAUAUUGGACUGAGCGUGAAACAGUAUAUCUAUAAUACUGAAAUGAAAAGAAAUUGCGAUUGCGCUGACUAAAUCGGAAACUGGAACAGCUAUUUUCCAGACGUCAUAUUUAACUGAGCUAGCAAAUUCACUUCAGACCUUAACAUGUGAACACGACAGCGAAAAACGUUUUCCGAAAUUUGUUUUUCGUAUUUCAGAUGAUGUGUCGCAUGUGACUCAUUCCCAUGGAAACCUGACUGAAUCUCUUUGGGUUUACCAAUGUAAUUCAUCUUACGCAGUUUGUAUUGUGAUCACUGAUCAUCGCGGGAAUCAUGAAGAGAGCGCAGUUCAGGGGGCUGGAAAGUGAAUUGUUAGAUUGCGACGGUGAUGCUAGAGAGAAAGCUGAUGGAUUAACAGGACCUUGUUUUGAACCUAGCGUUUUCUUUAGGUGCCAUUCUUGGAGAAAAGCUGGUUUGGCAGAUGUACGGACACAGGUGUGGCAUUGCGCAUUUGAAUCGGAUGUAAGACAUCCUGAACAGACAACAGAUGUGAUUGCAACUUGUGGAGGAAAUAGCAUAUGUUUUAUAGAUGUUAAUAGCGGUUUUGUCAAAAGUAAAUACUAUGCUGAAGAUCCAAGGGAAAUUUUUUAUACUGUCUCAUGGUCUUGGAUUGCACCUGAAUGCUCAGGGAGUGGGAAAAUUAGCAUUGUGGCUGCAGGAGGUACUAGAUGUAUCAUUCAUCUGCUACAUCCACAAAAUGGUGCACUUUUUUACACUCACAGGCUCAAAUGCCCUUCCAGUGUUGCCAUAACAAGUUUGCUUUUCCACAAAGAACAUUGUGAGAUCCUAUUCGGAGCAAAGAGUGAUGGCACUAUCCUAGUGUGGGACAUUGGAUACCCAGUACCUCCAAAGUAUGCAGUGAAAUUUACUACACUCCAUCAGUUAUCAUCAAAGCAUGAAGUAUUUCAACUUGCGUACUGUUUGGAGACUAAAUCUCUCCUGGUAUCAUGUGCAGAUGGUAUUUGUGUAUGGUCCGGAGAUGUCAGAGAUACUAGUCUCCAGGAGAAAGAACUGAAAAUGCCACCAAUGCCUGGCAGUAUUAAUGUCAAUAGUCCACAGCUGGUUGACUCAAUUGAAGUUCUAGGUUGUGGAAGAAUUGCUGCAAAAUGUGCAUUGCAUGGCGCCAUUUAUAUAUGGAGCUUAGCAGACACUUUAAAAAGUUGUAAAAGUAGACACAUUGUGAAAAUACUUCCAGCGUAUACAUUAAAAUGGAGCAACACAGAUAAUUACUUCAUGAACAUGGGAUUUAGCAAAGGAUCAGGUGUACUAGCAUGUGGUGAUGACGAAGGGAGACUGUGGUUGUAUGACACAAAAAACUUAUUUGAUAAUACUGAAAUAACGAACCACUCAGAAGUUAAUCCAGUGUGUGUUCUCCAGUGGCCUGAUGUUGUAGAUAACAAUGUGAUAAAAAGACAUAAAUGUAAUUUGGAUUCAUAUGACACUACUGUAAUAAACAAAGUUGCCAUUAAUUAUGCUGGAAACUGUAUGGUAGCUGUGACCAGCAACAAUUUGGUGUGUAUUUGGAAAAGAAAAUGACACUGUUAUUGUGGCUUUAAAAUUAUAUCAAAUAACCAACA